CUUCAUUCUGAUGUGCUCAACACUUCCGCGUUUCCCAAGAUGUCAGCGCCCGGUGGUCAUGUGUGUGUGUCUGACUGUGUAUGACAGCAACGGUUUAGUAGUCGUAAUCCCAGCAUGGACUUUCUGUGGCUUUUCAUCCUCUAUGUGUUUUUCCUCGUUCUUUGUGUUUCUGUUUUCUGCUUCUUGUCUGGGAGAUCCUCGGGCAGGCUGCACGGCGUCCUCCAUAGAGCAGAACAGGCCCUUUCCCUCGUGUUACCAUCAUGGCUCCAGAGAGGCAUCAGCAGCUGCUUCCAUACCAGGAGUCACGCUUUUGUCUUGUUGCACCUGGUCCUGGAUACGCUGGUGUUUGCGGAGUACACCGGGGAGGUUCUCCACUACAUUCUGGAACUGGAGCUGAACUGGGCGCUGGUUUACCUGCCGUAUAUCCUGAUAACACUGAACCUGUACUUCUUCUACAAAUGCUGCAGGACAGACCCGGGAAGAGUCACCAAACAGAAUGAAUCGCUUUGUCUCGGGGUGUACGAGUACGACGAGGUUAUGUUUUUCCGAAGCAACAAGUGUCCAACGUGUCACCUGAUGAAACCGGCGCGAUCCAAGCAUUGCGGUGUCUGCGGGAGCUGCAUCCAACGCUUCGACCAUCACUGUGUUUGGGUGAAUAACUGCAUCGGAGCCCGGAAUAUCCGAUUCUUCCUCCUGUACCUGCUGAGUCUGACUCUCACAGCCGCCUCCUUAGCUGCUGUCAUUACGGUGUUCCUCCUGCAGGUGGUGCUGCUCUCACAUAUGAUGGCCGCGGCCUAUGUGGACAGCGGGGGACACGAAGAGAUCGCCAGCUUAGUUUAUGUUAUACAGCACCUCUUUCUGACUUUUCCGAGGAUCGUCUUCUUGCUGGGAUUCCUCUUCAUCCUGAUCUUGUUCUUAGGAGGGUACACCUGCUUCUUGUGGUAUCUAGCCAUCACCAACCGGACCACCAACGAGUGGUACAAAGCUCGGAGGAUACCGGGGGCUCCUAAAGGUUAUUCCAGGGGAAUUCUGGGUAACCUGAAAGAAAUAUUCCAACCUUACACCGGCUACAAGAAGAAGAGAUGAGUUGUCAUCUACAUGACAGAGAUGGGAACAUAAAGGGUUAACCGGAUGAAGAACUCCGCCGGUGAAGGAGAUGGAAGGAACUUUCCAUAUACAAACUCAAUGAUAAAUUACAGCAGUGUUUACCAACCAGCGUGCCUCCAGCU
Molecule: messenger RNA, 1229 nt
Organism: Hyla sarda
Lineage: Eukaryota; Metazoa; Chordata; Amphibia; Anura; Hylidae
Gene: ZDHHC4
Product: zinc finger DHHC-type palmitoyltransferase 4
Exons: 7
Coding region: 115-1086 (323 amino acids)
Biological process (GO): protein targeting to membrane; peptidyl-L-cysteine S-palmitoylation
Cellular component (GO): endoplasmic reticulum; Golgi apparatus
Molecular function (GO): protein-cysteine S-palmitoyltransferase activity
Source: RefSeq, a predicted model, not a curated record